GGUUGUGUGACUGUGUACACAAACCCAACUAAUUCAUGCAAGCACUCUGCAUACAGCCGAUUUUGAUUCGCCCGAAUAAAAACAUUCGGCUGUUUUAUGCAAACAAAUUCACAUUUUUUUUCGGGUUUUCGUUUAUGUAUUUAUGGCAAAAAACAACGAUUGGAAUUUUUGAACGAAUUUUUUUUUACAAACAAGAAAAGAUGAAGCGGUGUAAAAAGUCAAUCGCUCAAUCGAAUUGUUCCGCGAUACGAAAUUCGGGCAAAGUCAACAGCACCACUGAACUAAAGCGGUGAAAAUGUGCAAACGUGUCGUUCUGUGUUUCCGAUGCGAUAACGAGAGCAACGACAACGAAGCUGCUUGACUCGGCGACGAAUACCAAAUGCACAGAACGCUAUCGGCUAGAGCCUAAGAAUGGUGUUUUUUUUAUAAGCGAUUACUUGAAUAGAAUUUCGGCAGCAUUAUUUCGAUAUGUUUUCAUUUUAACCGAGUCAAUUUUUGGGUUGUUUUAAACGUUUUGUUUGUAAAAGUUUGCUAGUUGCAUUGUUAUUUAGUUUUUAGAGAGAAUUUUUUUUAUUGAAAGUGUAUAAAUUGAAAAAAAAAUGGCUAAGUCGAAAGAGUUUGACAAAAAAGCGUAUGCUGCUGAAAUCGAAGGUGAAAUGCAAGAGCAUGAAGCAUAUGGUGAUCCCGACUACAAAUGGAGUACGGAUGAUUUCGAGCUCGGUGCCGCAUUGGGUCGAGGAAAAUUUGGUCGUGUAUUUGUGGCACGUGAAAAAAAGACGCAUUACAUGGUAGCGAUGAAAGUGCUUUUCAAGUCGGAGAUUAUGAAAGGUCGCUGUGAACGGCAAAUUGCUCACGAAAUCGAAAUUCAAUCUCGCUUACGUCAUCCGAAUAUUCUGCGUUUGUACACAUGGUUCUAUGACGAGCGACGAAUCUAUCUGGCACUCGAGUUGGCAACCGAAGGCGAACUGUAUCGUCAUUUGCAAAUGUCGCCGAAUGGACGAUUCUCGGAGGCUCGUUCUGGUCGUUAUACGUAUCAAGUGGCUGCGGCACUUCAUUACUGUCAUCUGAGCAAUGUCAUUCAUCGCGAUUUGAAGCCGGAAAAUUUGCUGCUGUCGGUCGAUGAUCAGGUGAAAUUAUCCGAUUUUGGAUGGUCGGUACACACAACAUCAAGCGCCCGGAAAACAAUGUGCGGCACAUUGGAUUAUUUGCCACCCGAAAUGGUUGAUGGUCAAACGUAUGACGACUCAGUCGAUCAAUGGUGUCUUGGAAUUUUGUGCUACGAGUUCCUGGUUGGAAAACCACCAUUCGAAUCCAACGAACAGCAGGCCACAUACGAAAAGAUUCGUGCUCUCGACAUCGAGUAUCCAUCGUACGUUUCGAUUGGUGCAAAGGAUUUGGUGUCAGGGUUGUUGCGUAAACGGGGUCGUUCAACUCUAGUGGAAGUCAUGCAACAUCCAUGGGUUAAACUGUACAAAGACUGUGAUUGGAAACGUAAAUAGUUCAAAUGUAGUAGCUAACACUAAAUGGUCAAUUCAAACUCAUUUCGUGAGAGAUUUCUACUCAUUACGGGAAUUGACCAUUUAGUGUUUGAUUUGUUGGAAUCGAGUAAAGUUCGAUUGGGGAAAAGGCUAGAGCCACCCAACGUUUAAUUUAAAUUGUUUAUUAUUCCGAUUUGGAUUUAUUGGUUUCUGCAUCGCAGGUUUAUGUAAAACUCUGAAAAAAUUGUCAAUAUAAAACGAGCCAAGAGGCCGUAAAAUAAAUAAAGAGCACUUUUAAAUUUGCAAAGUAAAAA
Sitodiplosis mosellana (orange wheat blossom midge) is the source of this 1792-nucleotide messenger RNA. Its product is annotated as aurora kinase B-like. Gene Ontology annotation, cellular component: chromosome passenger complex; spindle midzone; spindle microtubule. Gene Ontology annotation, molecular function: protein kinase activity; ATP binding. NCBI's taxonomy places the organism in Eukaryota, Metazoa, Arthropoda, Insecta, Diptera, Cecidomyiidae. The transcript has 5 exons. Gene Ontology annotation, biological process: mitotic spindle organization; regulation of cytokinesis; protein phosphorylation. The coding region runs from base 600 to 1499 and encodes 299 amino acids. The record is from RefSeq and is a predicted model, not a curated record.